AUGGAGAAAAGAAGUAUUGAUGAAAAUACCUUUUGUUUGGAAAAAGAAGCCCUACAUGCACAGGAACAAAAUUUAGAAAUUGGGAAAACUGAUCUUUCUCUUAAAUCUAUUUCUGAAGAAAUUCGUAGUGAAUCAUAUGCCCUACAUCCCACUUCAUCUGCAGAUGUAGGAGGCAGUGAUAUUUCUGAGAAAAAUAUUUCUCCAGAAAAUGGAGAUAGAAGUUUCAUUUCACAUUUGAAAAAGGCAGCAAGUGAGGAAAAGCUUCCAGAGGUUUGUGAAAUGGAGGAAGAAGAUACUUUGGAACCAGAAUCAGUGUCAUUUAAGGGGCAGGAUGGUGGGGCACAAGGAUAUGCAAAUGGCAUUUCAGAUGAACAUAAAGGUGAUGUCCAGGAAGCUGACACCCUCCACAGAAAAGUCUCUCUGAGCCAGUGCUUCCCAUUCCUGAUGUCUGAAGAACACCAGACUCCAAAUGAACAAAUAAGUGAAAAAUCAGAUGGCUCCGGAGAGGAAAAAUGUUCUGAAGAAAUUCAAGUUCAAAACGAAACCUCUUUCUCCACAACUGCAGAAGAAAAGAUAGAAACUUGUUUUUCUGAAAAUCUUCCAAAAUUGGAUGAGGCAUAUACAGCUGAAAUAACGGAAUCUGAGACCUCCCUAACACAAUACUUACUUGCUGCUGGAAAGAAUCAGGUUCCUGUGACUAAAGCCACCAAACAAAAGGCAAAACCUGUUCAGAGUGAAUCAGUCACCUCAAUGGAGGUUGAAGAAGUAACUUUCAACACUGUGUAUGAAUAUUACACCCAACAACAGGAAUCACUAGGUCGUCCAAUUUCUCCUGAAUCUGAUGUUUCAAUUGAUGUGGGAAGUACAAGCAGUGAAGAUCUCUCUGAGCUGGAUCAGUUUUAUACUCCACCAUCAUCAGUAGAACAUUUCGAAUCUCCAAAACCACCUGAUUUACAUAUUCCUCCUUCAGAUACAACUAAGCAAGCCUCAACUAUUUCAGAAGGUGAGAAUGUUGAAAGAUACUGUACACCUUCAGAGGAAGCUGCUGAAAGAUACUCAACACCUUCCGAAGGUGAGGUAGCAGAAAGAUACUCCACGCCACCAGGAGAAGCAUUAGAGAGAUAUUCUACACCCCCAGGGGAAACACUGGAGAGAUAUUCCACACCUCCAGGAGAGACACUAGAGAGAUAUUCUACCCCUUCAGGAGGAGAAACAGUUGCAAGAUAUGCUAUUCCUUCCAGAAGACCAAACCCCAAUGGGAAAUUUGAAGGGGACUUAUCAAAAAUGCAACGGGAAGACAGUACACCAAAUGAGCUUUUCCAUACACCUACGGAGGAGAGAAGUUCAGCUAGUGACAUAUGGCGUUCUGAUUCAUUUGGCACACCCAAUGAAGCCAUUGAGCCAAAAGAUAACGAAAUGCCACCAUCGUUUAUUGAACCUCUGACAAAAAGGAAGAUAUAUGAAAACACAACAUUAGGGUUCAUUGUUGAAGUGGAGGGCCUUCCAGUUCCUGGUGUGAAAUGGUAUAGAAAUAAAUCUUUGCUAGAGGCAGAUGAAAGAAUCAAAAUAGAAAGGGUGGGUAAUGUGUGUUCUUUGGAAAUUUCUAACAUUCAAAAAGGAGACCAGGGAGAGUACAUGUGCCAUGCUGUAAACAUCAUUGGGGAAGCCAAGAGCUUUGCAAAUGUAGACAUCAUGCCCCAGGAAGAAAGAGCAGUGGCCCUGCCGCCUCCAGUAACACAUCAGCAUGUCAUGGAGUUUGACUUGGAAAAUACAACGUCAUCAAGAACACCUUCUCCUCAAGAAAUUGUCCUGGAAGUUGAAUUAAGUGAAAAAGAUGUUAAAGAAUUUGAGAAGCAGGUGAAAAUAGUCACAGUUCCCGAAUUUACUCCAGAUCAUAAAAGCAUGAUUGUGAGUCUAGAUGUUGUUCCAUCAAAUUUAGUAGAUCCAAAUAUGGCUUCAAGCAGGGAAGAAGACAGAGAUUUAAAAAUUGAUUUAGAAGUAUUUGAAAUGCCCCCUCGCUUUAUAAUGCCUAUUUGUGAUUUUAGAAUUCCAGAAAAUGCAGAUGCUGUAUUCAAAUGUUCAGUCAUAGGUAUCCCUACUCCAGAAGUCAAAUGGUAUAAAGAGUAUAUGUGUAUUGAGCCAGAUAAUGUUAAAUAUGUGAUUAGUGAGGAGAAGGGAAGUCACACCCUGAGAAUUCGAAACGUGGAUCUUUCAGACAGUGCAACAUACAGGUGUAGAGCUGUGAAUUCUGUGGGAGAGGCUAUUUGCCGGGGAUUCCUCACCAUGGGAGAUUCUGAGAUAUUUGCUAUGAUCACAAAGAAAAGUAAAGUGACUUUAAGCAGUCUGAGGGAAGAAUUGGUACUGAGGAGCAAAUAUUCAGGCAGCUUUUUUGAAUUUCAAGUGGUGGAAGGGCCUCCCAGAUUUAUCAAAGGUAUUUCUGACUGUUAUGCACCAUUGGGAACUGCAGCUUAUUUCCAAUGUUUAGUUCGUGGCUCUCCCAGGCCCACAGUUUACUGGUACAAAGAUGGGAAACUGGUUCAAGGAGCAAGGUUCAGUUCUGAGGAAAGUGGCAUAGGAUUCCACAAUCUAUUUAUAACAAGUCUAGUAAAAACGGAUGAAGGUGAGUACAGAUGUGUAGCCACGAACAAAUCAGGAAUGGCUGAGACUUAUGCCUCACUUACUCUAAUCUAG
Messenger RNA from Orycteropus afer afer, 2691 nucleotides. NCBI's taxonomy places the organism in Eukaryota, Metazoa, Chordata, Mammalia, Tubulidentata, Orycteropodidae. The record is from RefSeq and is a predicted model, not a curated record.